This is a messenger RNA of Coccidioides posadasii C735 delta SOWgp, 354 nucleotides long. RefSeq lists its product as uncharacterized. The record is from RefSeq and is a predicted model, not a curated record. NCBI's taxonomy places the organism in Eukaryota, Fungi, Ascomycota, Eurotiomycetes, Onygenales, Onygenaceae.
AUGCUCAGAACUAUCCCUGCGAGCAGGACACGGAAACGAAGUAGUUCUACACUGAAAUGUGCGAGGACUAAGAUCGUCAUGCCCCUGACGGUCCUCAGCAAUCAUGACGUUCGAUCCCUUCUCCUAUCACUAACCGGAGAUGAAAUUCGAAAAUUACAAGCGAAUCUUGCAGAAGCAUUGAGGACAUACUCCACCGGAAAUCAGGAUCCCGGGUUGCUUCUCAGAGAAUCAGCCACAAGGUACACGAUAUGCAGAAAGAAUGGACUGACCACAAUGUUUCUACCCGCGAGCACGGGUUCAAGUCUCGGGUUUAAGAUCAUGACUUCAGCGGAGGAUUGUCACCCCGGCAACUAG